Brettanomyces bruxellensis is the source of this 978-nucleotide messenger RNA. It is a transcript of the gene RPF2, whose product is annotated as rRNA-binding ribosome biosynthesis protein rpf2. The record is from RefSeq and is a predicted model, not a curated record. Gene Ontology annotation, molecular function: rRNA binding. Lineage: Eukaryota; Fungi; Ascomycota; Pichiomycetes; Pichiales; Pichiaceae. Gene Ontology annotation, cellular component: nucleolus. Gene Ontology annotation, biological process: ribosomal large subunit assembly; maturation of LSU-rRNA from tricistronic rRNA transcript (SSU-rRNA, 5.8S rRNA, LSU-rRNA). The coding region runs from base 1 to 978 and encodes 325 amino acids. The transcript has a single exon.
AUGAUUAGAACUGUGAAGCCAAAAAAUGCGCGCUCUAAAAGAGCAUUGGACAAGAAACAACCAAAAAUAGUGGAAAAUGUGAAAACUGCUCUUUUUGUUCCAGGACAAACAACAAACCAGGCACUCCAUGAUAUUUGCAUAGACUUUGCAUCUCUUAAGGAACCAUAUCAGAAGAGACUUCAUAAGAAAAACAAAAUACUUCCAUUUGAAGAUGCAAGCAGCUUAGAGUUUUUUAGUGAGAAGAACGACACAUCCAUAAUCGUUUUGAGCACCAGCAACAAAAAGAGACCAAACAAUUUGACCUUUGUGCGGAUGUUCAACUACACUGUUUAUGAUAUGGUGGAGAUGCAGGUUAUGGGCAAUUUUAAGCUUUUAAAGGACUUUAAAACAAGAGCUUUUCAGGUGGGCUUGAAGCCAAUGUUCACGUUCCAGGGUCAAAUCUUUGACACAGUCCCUGUAUUCAAGCAGGUUAAAUCAUUCUUCUUGGACAUGUUUCGCGGAGAGGUGACAAACCUUCUUGAUGUUGCUGGUUUACAGUGGGUAAUCUCCAUUUCGGCUGUUGAAGAGGAUGAAAACAACGAGUCCGUUUCGAAAUUCCCGCUGGUUCACUUCAGGGUUUAUAAGCUUGUGACAUAUCAUUCUCCAGAACCAAAGCUUCCACGAGUGGAGCUUGUAGAGACAGGACCAAGAUUAGAUUUCAAAAUAGGAAGGUACCAGUUGGCAUCAGCCGAGGCCCAGAAAGAGGCAUUUAAGAUUCCACCUCAGCUUCGUAGGAAGACGAAGAAGAACGUUGAGACAGAUAUGCUUGGCGAUAAGGUUGCAACAAUUCAUGUUGGUAAGCAGGACUUAAGCAGAUUACAAACUAGAAAGAUGAAGGGUCUUAAGAGUAGAUAUGAUCAACAUCCAGAGGAGGAGCCAGCUGAUGUCAUAGAGGAAGAGGAAGAUGGUCAGGAAAAGAAGAGGCAAAAGCUAGAGUGA